CCAGUCCGUCCCGUUCGCGUGUUUGCGUUGCUGUCGAAUUUCAUGACUGUUGGUACAAUUCCGUCCACAUUUUUGACUACAAAAUUGCAUCUCUAUCUGUGCUGUGUGUUUGUACAAGUUUGUUGCACUUUGUUGGAUCGAUACGCUGCGAUCAAUUGGUGUUGAAGAGUCACGAAAGAGACGCAGAGCAGAAAUUGUGUCGUAAAGUAGACGUAAUACAAAGAAAUCGAUUGUGUUUUUGCAUCCUCUCCCUGUGUGGAUUGCGUUUAUGUAUUGGGUCGUGGCUCCAAACCGGCAAAGUGAUCGUGUGCCUUAGCUUCAUCCCGUUCUGUGUAAGCUGUUCGAUCUUCAGCAUAAAUCGUGAGGAGGAAGAAGAAAAAGGGAUAUAAAAGGUCAUCCAUGGCGUACCAAACCAUCUCGAUUACAUAAAAGUGUCUAGGCACGCAUUCGAGUACACAGUGCAUUUGUCUGGCAUGGGCUCUGUGGAGUGACAUUUUAAAAAAGGUGUCUUUUGUGCGGUUGUGUUGUUUCUUUGUUUUUUUCUCUCUCUCUCUCUCUCUCUCUCUCUCGCUCUCUACGCUGUCCGUCACGCAUUUAGCCAUGUGUUCUCGGAACAAACUGGUGCCCGUUUAGGCACAAAACCGUCGAUACAUCGUUCGUGCCUGUGUGUGCCUGCCCGUCGUUAUCGCACACAUUUUCGGUACCUCUUCGCGGGUAAAGGCAUACCGACACCGUUGUGCCUGUGUGUGCGUGCGCAUUUACUGUGCGUUUGCGGCUACGGUAGUGUAGGUGUGUUUCACUGUGUAUUGUUGUGUGGGUAGGCAUUGUAUGUUGGUAGCACUUUGCAGUGCGUGUGGUGCAUCGCGAAGAGGAGCAGCAGACAAACAAACCACACAUACCCGGCGCGAGUGUCAUCCGUUCCACUUGAAUUGUGAAGUGCCAUUCCAUCAUCAAGUUUCAUUCGUCGUUGACCAGCACGCCCUUCAACAGCGGCUCCUACGAACACACCGAUACGCACGCCCAGCAAGGGUCGCCUCAUACCACGUCGCCUCCCCCGUCCUCGAUUGUGGGAGUUUUGUUUACGUUUUAACGCGCCUGUGUGUGUAUGUGUGUCUUAAAAUCGCGUUACCGUAUCGACAGAUAAGCUGCUCCAGUGGGAAUCAAGAAAUGCGUCUACCGAACGAACAGAAACCGGCGGCAGCGGCAUCGGACUUUGCCCGUGGUAGCAGCCUUUUUCGGAGCCUUCGAUCGCGUCUGUCGGACGCCGUCAGCGGUGCAGCACCACAACCGGCGAGAGCAUCUGCGGGGCCGACCGUGCCCGAACGUGAAGGACCAGCGGGCGGCGGCGGCGGUGGCUCUGCAAUGGAUGCAAACGGGGACGCCGUGGGACGGCAGGGAACGAUCGAGGUGCAGCCGGUGAUGAUCCGCAAAACGCCGAAAUUUCCAUCCCGCGAGCGCCAUCUAGCGAUACGGCGCAAGAAUCGUGUGCCACCGGCGGAGAUGGUCGAGCUGGCCGCUUCCUGUCCCGGCUCGCCGCUGUCCGUCACGAGCGGUCGGCGUCUUAGCAAGAAAACGUGCCAGGAGUGCAAAUGCCCGCGGGAAACGCACGCCGUCUACCACGAACAGUUGACCACGGUGAGGGAACGGCUCGGCUUCAAGCAUGACACCAACACGUCCCGGGUCGAUCCGCGCCAGAUGGGCUACACCUGGGUACCGCCCGGCAUUCUAACGUCGGCCAAGAUACAAAGAUACUUUGAUGUGAUACCACCGGAGAAGGUGCCCAAGAUAGGCACGCAAGGUGAGCGGUUCCGCGACAAGCAGCUGGUGUACCAGCUGCCAAAGCAGGACCUUGCGCUCGACUACUGCAAGCACGUGGAGGAACAGCAUCGUGGCUCGUACGAAGAUUUCGUGGCGGCCAGAAAUGAGAUCGCGCUCGAUAUUGGCUAUGUCAAGGACACGCCGCUGGCGACGAAAUGCACCGGUUGCAGCGACACGCUCAACCAGGGCGAGAUGGCUGUGACGGCACCGAAGUUCCGGGAGCAAACGCUCUGGCAUCCGCGCUGCUUCAAGUGCACGACCUGUGAUGAGCUGCUGGUCGAUCUGACCUACUGCGUGCACGACGACCAGAUCUACUGCGAGCGACACUAUGCGGAAAUGCUGAAGCCACGCUGCAGUGCCUGUGACGAGCUUAUUUUCAGUGGCGAGUACACCAAAGCUAUGUCGAAGGACUGGCAUUCGGGCCAUUUCUGCUGCUGGCAGUGCGACGAAAGCCUCACCGGCCAACGGUACGUGCUGCGGGACGAGCACCCGUACUGCAUCAAGUGCUACGAGAACGUGUUCGCCAACGUGUGUGAGGAGUGCAACAAGACGAUCGGUAUCGAUUCGAAGGAUCUCUCGUACAAGGAUAAGCACUGGCACGAGGCGUGCUUCCUGUGCAACAAAUGCCGCAUCUCGCUGGUGGACAAACAGUUCGGCUCGAAGGCGGACAAGAUCUACUGCGGCAACUGCUACGAUGCCCAGUUUGCUUCGCGCUGCGAUGGCUGCGGUGAAAUCUUCCGUGCAGGCACGAAGAAGAUGGAGUACAAAACGAGACAGUGGCACGAGAAGUGCUUCUGCUGCUGCGUGUGCAAGACCGCCAUCGGCACCAAGUCGUUCAUCCCGCGCGAGCAGGAGAUCUACUGUGCCGGCUGCUACGAGGAAAAGUACGCCACCCGGUGCAUUAAGUGCAAGAAGAUCAUCACAAGCGGCGGUGUGACGUACAAGAACGAACCGUGGCACCGCGAGUGCUUCACGUGCACGCACUGCCAGGUGUCGCUGGCCGGCCAGCGCUUCACGAGCCGCGACGAGAAGCCGUACUGUGCGGAAUGUUUCGGCGAGCUGUUCGCGAAGAGAUGCACCUCCUGUACCAAGCCCAUCACCGGCAUUGGCGGUACGCGCUUCAUCUCGUUCGAGGAUCGCCACUGGCACAACGAUUGCUUCAUCUGCGCCAUGUGCAAAACGUCACUGGUCGGGCGCGGUUUCAUCACCGACGAGCAGGACGUCAUCUGUCCGGAGUGCGCCAAGCAGAAGCUGAUGUAAACACAGUCGGACAGUGAGCCGCCAUAAAAAGCAAAAUUCAACUCCCAAUGUCAUGACCAUCAUCAUCAUCAUCACACUCUAAAGGAAAGGAAAAGAUGGAGAAGGUUCCCAGGAGGAUCACGUUACAUGCGCACACGCGAAGGGAAAAUAAUAGUCCUCUAGCGCGUGUUCCAACGACCGUCGUCAUCUCCGUUACCCCAUUCUUCAACAAUGAUCAUCAUCAUCAUCACUAUUUAUCAUCAACUCCUGCCCCACACGUCAACGUCAUUCGCGUCGAUCGUUUAAAUUAUUUAUCACAACGGCCACCCCCCCGUCACCAUCCUUUCAUGCGCUCUGCGCACUUUUUAGGCGUACCGUUUUGUUCGUUUUUAUUUUAUUUUGUGUCUCUUGAAUUGUAUGACGUUCCGUUCCGUUCCCGUUUUCGUCCCCAUGUUUCUAGUUGCGCCGUACGCAGGCGAUAUAAGUAUUGAAAUGUUAUUUAAUAGAGUCACCAUGAUACACGAUUGCGCUUUAUAUAUAGAGAGAAAGAGUUCUUUUCGGAUUUUUAUUCUACCAUUCUUUUGGCCUUUGUCCUUUGUGUUUUGCUGCUGCGUUUGAAUCACUCUAUACUUGUUAACAGCACCUUUAGCGCUGCUUGCCGAGCGUAGUAAGAUAGACAGCGAUGAUGAAUGUAGUUAGCGAAACUGGAAGAAUGAUUAAAUUAUGAAAGAAAGAAAGAGUUUUGUGUCUGUGCGUGUGUGUGUGUGUGUGUGUGUUUGUGUGGAGGAGUGGAUUUUGUAAUGAGUCUCGAGCUAUGGGAUGGAAGGACGAGAACGAACGAUCAUACGCACACACACGCGCGAGCAUUGUUGUUAGUAGCGUAGCGAACGGCCUAUAUUCACUGAAGAUGCCUUUUUAACUAUUCAAAUAAUAAUAAUCCUUAUGUAAGAAAAAAAAUCCCGAUGCGUUCGCACACGAUAAUGCAAGAAAGAGGAAAGUCCGCCAGAGAAGUCCGAUCGUGUUUGUAUUGCGUGUGUUGGAACACAAAUAGUGCUAUGUUUUUUGUGUUUUUUAUUACAUUUCAUUUGCGUUCGUUACAGGAGAGGCAGUGUUGUGCAAUGCAAGCAAAUUAAUGAUUUUAGAACAUGUUAAGGUAGAAGAAGAAAAAGAACAAGAAGAAGCAGGAGCACGAUCACGAUCCUUUCGCCCUCUAAAAGAGCAUAUCGCGUUUAGUCAUUGUUAUCGCAGCGAUCGCAGGGGAGAUGAAGUUGCAAUUCACACAUACAAACCUUCAGCCUUUACCCCCCUAACCUCCCCUCUUCCCCUCUUACUCCACUUCAACUCAAAUGUUACCGCUUGUAAGGGCGUCAAAGGCGUUACUUGUGUGUAUUAUUUAUUGUAUUGAGAUUGCCUGUUGUGUGUUGGUCCGAAAGUCUGAAGAAAAAUAUCAACGAACAAUUAAAAAAACAUAGAACGCACAGAGAGAGAGAGAGAGGGAGAGAGAAGAAAGAAAGACCGUGUGUGUCCUUUCCCGCAUUAUAUAACGAGAGGUAGGAUUUGUAAAUUUGAUAGAAAAGAUGAAACUGUGAAGGAUAUAGCAAACAAAACAAAAAAACACUGGGACACAAAUCAUCUCACACACCGCAGGCAGAACGUCGGAACGGGCGAUUGCAAUUAAAACUAACUUUAUACACACAGACACACACUACUACGGGUGAUGUUCCCGCGCUUUCUGUCAGAUCAGAUCUUAGCUGUGCGCCCAACUACACCACCACGUGCCGACGUUGCAUCCUUUUUUUUUUUAAUUAUUUAUUUUCGUUAACCAACCAAUGUGAAAGGAGGAAGCGCGUGGGAAAGAAAGAGAGCGAAAGUGCAGCCAUCCUUUUCCCAACGCGGUGCAGGCCAGCUACAUCGAAAGAAGAUCGAAAUCAAAACACUAAAGUUAAAGCUAAUAAAAAAACCUUUAAACAAAAUA
This is a messenger RNA of Anopheles arabiensis, 5032 nucleotides long. It is a transcript of the gene Lmpt, whose product is annotated as four and a half LIM domains protein 2. The coding region runs from base 829 to 3078 and encodes 749 amino acids. NCBI's taxonomy places the organism in Eukaryota, Metazoa, Arthropoda, Insecta, Diptera, Culicidae. Gene Ontology annotation, cellular component: Z disc; nucleus. The record is from RefSeq and is a predicted model, not a curated record. The transcript is spliced from 9 exons. Gene Ontology annotation, molecular function: transcription coregulator activity; zinc ion binding.